AUGACACUGCUGUACUGCUCCCAAGCUGUCCUACUCGUCCACUUCACACAUGUGGCUCAAAGUAUCACAAAGUCCUUUGAAAUGGUCAACGCCAAGAUUGAGAUGGAAGUUACAAGCCCUGCCAGUGUUGACGGCUCUCAUGCAUGUUUCAUCAGAACUAAUGAAGGAGCUUGGAUCUUGCUUCACAUCUGCUACGUAAUCCUCUUGUUAAACUCCAGCACGGUCGUGACCAACCAGGCUGAUGAGACAGGACAGACUAUCUGCAAGUUGAUCAACAAGGACUUGGACCCAAAUUUGAGAAAACAGCUUGAAGGGUUUCUCCUGCAGUUGCCUCACCAUAAUGCAAGAUUCUCUACUCGUGGAUAUUUCCCGCUCAACAACGAGACCCUCACAGCAAUGGCUGGAGCGGUGACAACUUACCUGGUGAUAUUGAUCCAGUUCCAGACUGAACCAUCAUCUACCUAG
Molecule: messenger RNA, 465 nt
Organism: Homalodisca vitripennis (glassy-winged sharpshooter)
Lineage: Eukaryota; Metazoa; Arthropoda; Insecta; Hemiptera; Cicadellidae
Product: gustatory and pheromone receptor 32a-like
Exons: 4
Coding region: 1-465 (154 amino acids)
Biological process (GO): sensory perception of taste
Cellular component (GO): neuronal cell body; membrane; dendrite
Source: RefSeq, a predicted model, not a curated record